AUGACGCUGAUUAAGAGAGUUUAUGUGGGAGAUGUCAUUGAGGAGCAUAAUGAGAGUCUUGCGGAGUUGAGACCACGUUUUGAGCGGUUUGGACGCUGUUUGAACGACGGCUUUGAGAGUCAUGGCCAUUUCGCUUACAUAUCCAUGGAAUUCAGCGACGAAAACGCUUUUUUGAAACUUAAAAGUAGUCUCAAUGGUGUCAGAUUUAAGCGCAAUGUGCUGAGAAUUGAUCUGGCGAAACCUAGUUGGCAAGAGUUGAGGGAAUCCCAAAAAGAAGAAGACCAGCAAAUCGCAGCAGAGAAAGAGAAACAGUUACUCAAACAACAGUGGGAAUACUACAAGAAGAUAGAGAACAUAAACAUGAGCUGGGCUGACAGACAACAGGUUAUGAGUGGCAGAAUACGUCAAAAUCCAAGGCCCAAAUCACAGCUGCGAAAUGCCACGUUUAGAAUUAUGCAAGACGAUGGCCAUUUAAAGGUCUAUAAAUGCUACAAAAACAAGCUAUGGGGCUACGAACGGAACAAGCAACCGCAAGAUCUGGUGGCACGCUUCACACAGCAGCGUCACUGGAGAGACGGAACCGGCCAUAUCGUCGACAAACUCGACUACUCGCGGGCAUCGUCGUGGAACAGACGGACCCUACAAGAACCAAUUCAAAGCGAAAAUACUGACAAAAUGUCUGAUACAGAAGAUGUGGCUCCUGAUAAAACUCACGACGUUUUGGAGGAUCUUUUGGGCGGAUAUGACUUCGAUAAGCCUCUGCAAUUGCAAGAAGAUGAAGAUUUGAGUAAUGGAGAGGAAACUAUUACACAUUCUCGCAGCGAGACUAAGAAAGACAAAACUGAAGAUAUUGAGGAGUCGAAGUCCGCUAUUUCAAAAGACGACAGCGAAUCUGAAGAUGAAUUCGUUCCCAGUUUCGGAGGCGACACAGCGAAACCCGAGGUCAACGAUGUUGAGAAUCUGCGAUCUUUAUUUAACCCUGACGACGCCGAAAAGUCGAGUUUCAAGAUUUUAGGUGAGCCCAACGAAGACAUCGAUGUGAAUAAAGCAGUCCCACUGCAUGUCCGACCAACAGAGACGGUUACGGAUGACGCAAUGGACGAGAGCUCUGCGAUUCCUGCUCAAGCCACCGCCAGAGGUUUAUUCUUCCCCCAUUUUUCAUCGCCGUUUUUGCAUUCACAAUCUCAAUUGGCUAAACUCAAGACUUCAAGUGACCUUGGCGAACUUUUCGCCAACUGGGAUACUCAAUUUUGGGAGAAUCGCGCUGCCUGGACAAAAGAGAUGAAGCGUAGAAAGAGAGACGCGGUAAGACAACAUCGCAAGAAGAAUUCAAAAUCGAAAGGAAACGGGAUUCUGGUAUAA
Messenger RNA from Lachancea lanzarotensis, 1362 nucleotides. RefSeq names its product LALA0S13e01970g1_1 (gene NOP8). The transcript has a single exon. NCBI's taxonomy places the organism in Eukaryota, Fungi, Ascomycota, Saccharomycetes, Saccharomycetales, Saccharomycetaceae. Bases 1 to 1362 code for a protein of 453 amino acids. The record is from RefSeq and is a predicted model, not a curated record. Gene Ontology annotation, molecular function: RNA binding.